AUGACUGCGGACGCAGCGGCUCCAAGCGCGGGAGCCGCGCGGCGCGUGGGCGCCCGCGUCGCGGUCGGGGGCGACCUCGGCACCGUCCGCUACGUCGGAGAGGUCGAGGGGCAGACGGGCGAGUGGCUCGGCAUCGAGUGGGACGACCCAAGCCGGGGCAAACACAGUGGUGCAACAGGAGGGAGGCAGUACUUCGAAUGCGCCGUGCGCGGGGCGGGGUCGUUCGUGCGCGCGGCCAAGGUGCCCCCUGGCCAGGAGUUCUUCCAGGCGCUGUACAAGCGCUACGUGGCAGACGACGACCAGGGCCCCGCUCCGGACGAGCUAUUCGCAAAGACAGCGCGCGGCGACGCCAAGGCGAUUCAGCUGGUGGGCGCGGAGAAGAUCAUGAAGCAGCAGGGGCAGCUCGAGAUGCUCUGUCUCGUCGCCCUCGGCGACGCCAACAUCGACAAGGUGGGCUCCACGGACGCCAACAUGCGGAAGCUCACCGAGGUCCACCUGCCGGGGAACCCGCUCACUGGCUGGGAACCUGUGGCUGCGUUGUGCAAGGCGCUGCCAGCGCUGCAGGCCCUCGACCUCUCGCGCACCCGGCUCGGCGUUCCCGCGCCAGCCCUGGCGCUCGACCUCCAGAAGCUCCGCACGCUCGUCCUGAACGCGUGCAACCUCACGUGGCCCGAAGUCGAGGCCGUCGCCGCCGCCGUCCCGCUCCUGCAAGAGCUGCAUCUUUGCAGCAACAGCCUCACGUCGCUCGAGGGCCCGGCGCGCGGGGCCGGCGCGCUCGCGGCGUUCGACAAGCUCAAGCGCCUCGUGCUCGACCGCAACCCGCUGCACGACUGGGCCGAGGUGGCCCGCCUCGGCACGCUCCCGUCGCUGGAGCACCUGCAGCUGAACGACACCGCGUUGACGCACGUCGGGCGCGCCGAGGGCGACGCCGCGUUCCCCGCGCUGCGCGCGCUCCUCGUGGGGAACACGAAGGUCAGCGAGUGGGGGAGUGUCGACAACUUGAACACGUUUCCGUCGCUGGUGGAGACGCGGCUGUCGGGGACGCCGCUCCUGGCGGCAGCGCGCGGGGGCGGGCGGUACGAGGUCAUCGCGCGCGUCGCGCGCCUCGUGACGCUGAACGGCAGCGCGGUGCGUGCGAGCGAGCGCCGGGACAGCGAGAUCCGGUACCUGCGCGCUGUUGCCAUGGAAGCGGCGGGGCACGCCGGGGACGCGCCGGAGGCCGGGGUGCUCGCGGCGCACCCGCGGUACAAGGAGCUGGUCGGGGUGUACGGCGAGGUGGCGGGGAUCGGGGAGGGGGAGUCCGGGGGGGGGUCUGCGGCGCCCGAGCGCGGGGUGGGUCUCGUGGACCUGGUGCUGACGAGCGUGGCGGCGGGCAAGGGCGCCGUGAUGGGCUCGAAGCCGAUGAAGCUGCCCGCGGGGACGUCGCUGGGGCAGCUCAAGUUCCUCGUCGAGAAGCUGUUCAAGAUCCCCGUCGCGCGCUGCGCGCUGUUUCUGAAGUCCCCCGGGGCCCCGAUGCCGGAGGACCUCUCGUGGGGCGACGACGCGACCAUCGGGUGGGCGGGCGCGACGCCCGGGUGCGAGAUCCUCGCGGACGACGUGGACCCCGAGGAGCGGAAGCGGCGGCGCGCGGCGGAGGCCGCGGAGGCGGCACAACGGCGCGCGCAGCUGGAGGAGCAACAGCUCGGGUUCGGGGACGGCCUGCGCGCCGCGGAGCGCGCCAACCUCGGGAUCUGA
This is a messenger RNA of Pedinophyceae sp. YPF-701, 1734 nucleotides long. Lineage: Eukaryota; Viridiplantae; Chlorophyta; Pedinophyceae. The record is from the annotation of a GenBank genome assembly.